GUCAUUGUGUCAAAUAAUAAUCAAUACAAUAAUACUACGUAAUAAAUACUUCUGUAAUAAUAAAUUAAUGAUUGACCCCAACUCCCCCCAGCCCGCAAACCCCACGCUGUGUCUUUUUCCUUAUUAAAGGAGUGGGCAGAGGCGUAGUUGGAGCAGCAAAAAGAAGGCAUCAUAUCCACCCGCAAACACUUGUUGUAGUUUUCUCAUCCAGAUUUUUCUUUAUUUCCCUAGCUAGCUAAUUAAAAAACAAUCCUUUUUUCUUUCUGUAAGCAAUAAACAAAACCAAUCACCAUUAAUUGAACUGUUGUGCGUGCAAAUAUGCAACUGAGGAAGAUGGAGUGCCUGCCUUCUCGUACCGGGCGUGACCUGCAGAGGUAUAAUGUUCAAGGUUGCCGCCAAGUUGUUGGCUGCAUUCCGUACAGGAUAGCCAAGCAAUCAUCCAUUCAUGGGACCCGCGGCCCCAUUGAUGAUCUGGAAUUCCUCCUUGUCAGCUCUCAGAAAAGUCCAAGGAUGAUGUUUCCUAAGGGUGGGUGGGAAGUGGAUGAAUCAUUGGAAGAAGCAGCAAUUCGAGAAAGCUUCGAGGAAGCUGGGAUUUAUGGAGAAGUUGGGGUACGUAAUACCAUGCAUAAUCGACUGACCUUCAUCUUAAUUUUUAUAUAUGCAUGGAUCAAGAAGGAAGAUUGGAUUGAUGUUUAGUUUGUUUCAUUAUUAUAUAUAUUCUCGAUCAGCCGGGUGUACCUUAAUUAGCUAGCUAGUACUUAUGCAUCUAUACAUACACAUACAAAUAUUGCAGAAAUGUUUAGGUAAAUGGUUUUUUAAGAGCAAGAGCUUAGGAGUGUUACAUGAAGGUUUCAUGUUGCCUUUGAUUGUUAUGGAGGAGAUAGAUGAUUGGCCUGAGAAACAUGUACGCCAACGAUUAUGGGUACAUACGUGAUACGUCUGUUGUCAUUUAUAGUCGGGUAUAUAUAAAUCAUUCAUUCAUUGUUGACAAAAUUUUAAUGCGGCAUUGCAUGUUGAAUUGAAUUUGGUGCAGGUGUCGUAUAGUGAGGCGAUAGAAGCAUGCUUUCAUCCGUGGAUGAAGGAAGCAUUAGAUGUGCUUGUAACUCAGAUCACCCUUCAGCAAGGAGGUGGGGAUGAGAAGACGAAGAAGAAGAAAGAUCACGAGUCUUCAAGAAAGGGAGAAUUGGAAGAGCCCCAUCCCCAUCAUCAUCAUCAGCUACUGUCACUCAAAGAAGCCCCGACGAGCUGUUCCAUCGAGUUCUUGAGGACCGAGUUGAAUGCACUUCUUUAGCUGACUAAGCUAAUUACCUUUAGGAGCGCAGCAUGCAUGCAAUUCAUGAUUAUAUCCCAGCUAGAAUAUAAUUGGAUGGGUUUAAUUGGUUAAUUGGUUUUGUUUGUUUCCAGCAAGUGUAUAUAUUUUGCAACCAAAUUAGGGCUGCGGGGUUCACAUCAAAUUAAGUUCCGAGACAACCGCUUCUUUAAUUCCAUCCUAACCACCUUCUCAUGCUUUUAUUAAUUAUUAUUAAUUGGUUAAUGUCUUAAUGAUAUAUGAAUGAGAUGCACAGGCCACCCUUCAACUUCA
Cuscuta epithymum is the source of this 1582-nucleotide messenger RNA. The record is from the annotation of a GenBank genome assembly. Lineage: Eukaryota; Viridiplantae; Streptophyta; Magnoliopsida; Solanales; Convolvulaceae.